GACACCAGAUUCCAUCCUCAUAAGAUUCUACAUUUCACAAACAAUUCAAAAUGACCACCCACCUCGCCGCCGUCUCCCUCGCCAAAGGAGAACCCUUCCAGCUCCAAACCCGCCCGACCCCCAAACCAGGGCCUGGUGAGCUCCUCGUCGCCGUCAAAUCCGUCGCCCUCAACCCAGCCGACGGCAUCAUGCGCAGUCAAGGCCUCUUCAUAUCCUCCUACCCCACGGUCAUCGGUUUCGACUUCGCCGGCCUAGUGCUCGAGGUCGGCGACAACGUCCCCGUCGAUUUCCGACCGGGCAUCACCCGCGUCGCUGCCUACGCCACCCACGUCUGGAAGUCCUGCGAUCCGGACUACGGCGCCUUUCAGGAGCGGUGUCUCGUCCCCUGGCAGCAUGCUCUGCUUUUGCCGGACGAUGGUCUCUCGUGGAACCAAGCGGCGACCUUGCCCGUUGCCGUGCAGGUCCCUCUGAGCGCGUGGGAUGCGAUGGGCAUUCCGCACGUGGGGGAAGCCACUGCCCCCUCUUCCUCUUCCUCUCCUUCUAAGCAACAAAAGAGAGACGUCCUCUUGAUUUGGGGUGCGUCCUCCAGCGUGGGCACGAUGGGCGUGCAAACCGCUCGGUUGCUGCGGGACGAUCGCGACUCUUCUUUCGCCGCUGUGUAUGCUACGGCCGGUACGGCGAACCACGAGUACGUGGGCUCUUUAGGCGCGGAUCGCGUCUUCGAUUACAACGAGCCGCGGGUAGUGGAGGCAAUUGUGUCGGCGGCCAGAGAAGACGGUCUAGUGAUUCGACACUGCUUUCUUGCCACGGGGCAGCUGGCGCCGUGUCAGGCUGUGCUGAAGGCUUUCUGUGACGAUUAUCAUGAUCAAGAGGGAGAAAGCCAGAAAGCGAGGAUCGGGUCGGCGCCGAUCGUUCCUCCGGAUGCAGAGGAGGCGGAUGGCGUGGAAACUAUCUUUGUGAUGCCGUCGACGGACGAAGGGGAGAGGUUGGCUCGGUUCCGGUAUUGGAUGGGGACGGCGAGGGAGAAUCUGGCCAACGGGUCUAUCAGACCCAGUCCGGAGCCGAGGGUCGUGGGGAAGGGUUUGGAGGCGAUCAAUGCCGGGUUGGAUGUGCUACUCCGAGGGGUGAGCUGUACGAAGUUGGUGGUUGAGGUUGCGGAGUGAGGAUUUCUGGCGCUAGAUGAGAAGAUGUGAUGUGAUGUGAUGUCCGCUUGCUUGCGUCAAGGGAUGACUACCCCAAUUCAAAUUAAUAUUCGUCAUGAGUUUGCGUCACGUCGUCAGAGCUACCAUAUAUACAUUGCGGGGUGGCAGAUAGGGAUAUUUGUACACAACGUCCUUCACAAGGCGAGACCGCUGCCAUCCCCGGUCCAGCGGUAGAGCGCCAAAACCUCCCGCCUGCGCUGUUGCUGUUCGCCAAAGUCCUCGGGCAUGCGUCCGCGAACCUGCGCGAGAGCUGACCGCAUCACUUUUCGGAAUGUUCUCUGAGCGAAAAAUGGUCUGUUAGUACGGAGCAUGUCCACCGGGGCGAGUAAUUCCGGGAGACCACAAUCUUACCUGAUAUUCAGUGUUUAAUGUCACAACGCAAGCCUCGUGGGCGCGGACAAUCGUCUCACAGGCGCGGACAACGCUGGGACUCGCAUC
Aspergillus steynii IBT 23096 is the source of this 1640-nucleotide messenger RNA. RefSeq names its product zinc-binding alcohol dehydrogenase family protein. Bases 51 to 1163 code for a protein of 370 amino acids. The transcript has a single exon. NCBI's taxonomy places the organism in Eukaryota, Fungi, Ascomycota, Eurotiomycetes, Eurotiales, Aspergillaceae. The record is from RefSeq and is a predicted model, not a curated record. Gene Ontology annotation, molecular function: oxidoreductase activity, acting on NAD(P)H.